AAGGGUGGCUGAACACCACGUGGAUGGCAGUGUGUGGCAGACUAGAGUAUGACACGACCCAAACAGGAAUGCAGGUUUGUCGUAGAGUUCAUGCGUAGUAAUGAAGGAUCCGGCGGGAAGGAUGAAGUAUCGAUCGCCUCGAGAUCGGUCCGCAUCUAGCAGGCCAGGAUGAGAGGAGAGGAUUCAGGACACUACGGAUCGCACGAGCCCAGGCAAGCCCAGGCAGACCCAGGAGCGAUUCGGCGGCGAUGGGGGCUGCUUAUCUAUCUAGCUCUGCCCGCCUUAGUCGGUGCCGCUGCCGAACCCCUCGAGCGAGACGGUGCGCCAUCUUGUCUUGACCCAAGGGCCAGACUCUCCAACCGACCUCAUAAGCAGCGAAGCCUCGACCGGUGCGGGAGUACAGGAACCCAAAUACCGCGAUUGGCACAGUUGCGCUGCCGUAAGAUGGAUGGAAAUAAUAUCACCUACAUUAUAUGUGCAUAAUAGGGGAAAGGGAACGGGACACGGAACGGGGAGGGUGGAGGAGAUUGAUCUUCCACCCUCUUCACCCUCUACACGGCACGCUCGGGGCGACUGGACGAGAGAUCAAGCAUUCGCCAUGUGGCUGCCGAUUUCAGAGGCCUCGCUGCAACGCACCCUCUAGCAUUUUGCGACCCUACGCGAGAGGAGCACGACGAGGUGCGCCGUGUCGUCCUAAAAAAAGCCCAGCCAGGAUUCGCCGUGGGGACACAGAAACUCCCAUGAGGAAUUAGAGGGGUAAGCAGGCCCGUACGGCAGGCAGGUAGGCAAUCCGAUAGCGGGAAGAGGAGCGGUGCCUAUUCGGAAAGACAGG
Messenger RNA from Durotheca rogersii, 832 nucleotides. RefSeq lists its product as uncharacterized. The transcript has 3 exons. Bases 169 to 483 code for a protein of 104 amino acids. NCBI's taxonomy places the organism in Eukaryota, Fungi, Ascomycota, Sordariomycetes, Xylariales, Xylariaceae. The record is from RefSeq and is a predicted model, not a curated record.